AACUUGAGAGCAAACGAAAAAUCAGGGUUGUCUCCAAUAUACGAAUAGACUCGAUCAAAGUAAUAAGGCGCAAAAUUAGACACUCCUUAUCUAUUAGUUCCAGUAGGUUGAAUAAAGAAGCGACCUAUUUCAAACAAUCAAUCAAUGAUUGCUCGUUUUAAGAUAGAAAUAGGUUAUGACAGUUGCAAAAACCAUAAAUCUAAAGAUCCAAUAGCCACCAUUCUCCGUUGUACAACCAAAUUUCUAUCUCAAGAGGCAUAUAUUCAACCAAAAAUUCAAUUUCUAAUCUUCCUUCUACAACUUCAGUUAUUGAUGAACUCCAUUCUAUUCGCCAUGAAUUGAUAUCAGAGUUGAAAUCUUCUACUCGCCCAGCUUAAAAUCCCCAACAAUAAAACCGUAGUGCCAAGAGAUACCUGAAGAUUGAUUUUCAAUGACAGUCUUGUACUGGGAAGUGAAAGGUGCAAACUAUUGCACGAUGGAUGAAAUUUCGGAGGAAGUUAGAAAGAGAAAAGAACAAAGAUAAAAAAACACAAAAUUUAAAUUUAAAUUGAAAAAUGCAAGGAUACAACAGUAGUUACAUAAUUAGUUUCUUCCAUGUUGGCCAAUUACCCAUUUACCUUUAGCAAAAAUUAAGGAGGAUUGCGGGAAUUUAAAAUUGAGAACAUUACAUGAAACUCUACUAUGAAAAUAGAAGCAUCAAGCUCGAUAAAAAUAAAUACGGUAGACUUAGUGAGCUUGCUAAUUAUGAUGAAAAAGUCCUCUAAUUUUUCAGAAAUUAACUUUGUCUAUUUUUUGUAUAAAAAAGGAUGCAAUAAAUUUGUUUAGUGUAACUGGUUGUGAUUGUUAUCUUUGUUUGAAGAGACCCGGGUUCAAAUCUUGAUAUUGCUAUUUUUAUAUGAAAUAAAUAAUAAAUGUGUAAAGACAGAAAUGCCCUUCCUACUUUCACUCUCGUUGCAGGAAAUUUGAAAUGGAGAAAAGUACUCAAAACAGCUGGGAAUAGCGAAAAUAUCAAUUUGAGGCCCAGCCCAGCCCAGCCCAGUAGAGCAGCCUCAUUUCGAUACUGGGCUUCGACCAAUUCUCAUUUCUCCCCCAACAACGGUGCCCAUCUCCAUAAUAGCCCAAUGUUGGAAGUACAAUAAUCUGCCUCGGCCCGAUUCGAAUUGCAUUGCACCGCCCCGUUUCCCGUAUUGCCCUCUCCUUCCUUCCUUCCCUGAUUCAAGCGCCUCCUCCACCUCCAGGUUAUAAAUCUUCCCUGGCUCACCAGAUUCUAGGGUUUUGGUCAUCUUUCUCUCCGUCCCGCGCCCUAAACCUAAAGGUACCGUUCCCAUGUUCCGCUUUCUUCUGUCGAUUGUUUGGUUGCUACGAAAAUGUUUAGUUCUUUGUAUUCCUGGCCUGCCGAAUGCUUCACUUCAUUGUAGCGCGUCUGUUUGCUUACCGAGGCGAAUCUUUAGAUAGAGAGGAGUUCGUGUCUCUCUGUAGAAUGGUGUCGAAGCUGUUAAUUCUAUCGAUUUGAUUCUAGCUUGUAGCUGUUGCCUUUUUGUUGCGUCUUUUUUCCUAGUGGGGGGCUUUUCCUUUGUUUGUAGCUUCUGCAGAACUUAUGCUGUUUUCUGCCUCUGUUGAUAGUUUGUCGAAUGGUCUUUUGGACUCCUCGUGUAGCUUGCUAGGUCGCUUGCUGACCAUAAUUUGUUCUGUUUGUCGCUGCAGUUUCAGCGAACUUUGUGAUGAAGAAGAAGAAGCAACAGAAUGAUGUUGUGGAACCUGAACGCGAGGUCGAUUUGAAGUCCCUAAUUCACCAGCAUUCUCAAUUCUUCGACAAGUUGGUCGAGCUGAUCCCGGCCAAGUUCUACUUGUCUAAGGACGAGGACAAGCCAUGGUUUCAAGGACUAAGUAAGGCUAAGAGGGCCGCAGCCAAGAAGGAAGCGAGGGAAAACAUCAAGAAGGCCAGGAGAGAUCGGUUAGACCCCGACAAGGCUAACGUAACCACCCUUGAUUUGCUCAAGCAAAACUUGGAGAAGGAGAAACAGAAGGAAGAAAGUGAUGAUGAUGAGGAGGAGGAGGAGGAAGAAGAAGAAGAGGAGGAUGAGGAUGAGGAGGAAGAAGUGGAGAUCAAUCCUGUGAUAUCUGGUGUGAAAGAUGAUGCUAGGUCAGCCACAUAUGAGGAUCUCCGGGAACGUUACAAGAGGAAACUGGAAGAGCUCAGAGGCGAGCGGAAGGCUGAUGGCAAUUCAAGAAGACAGCAGAAGAGGGAGGAAAGGCAGGAAUACAGGAGCAAACGCAAGAGGGAGCACGGCUCUGGAGGGAAGAAGGCUGUAGCAACCAAGGCCGAGAUAGCUAAAAAUGUCGAGAAGGAGGCCGAGGAAGCUACGAAGGAGCUGCGAUUCAGUCACGUGAAGAUAGGGGACGAAGACGAUCACGGGAUGAUGAAGAAGAAGAGGAAGCUCUCGAAGGGGCAGGAGCUCGAGAAGGCGAAAGAGCUGCAGGAGGCCAAGGCGGACCCGGAGAAAGGCGCCAAGGAGUCCUGGAGAGCAGCGACAAGUAAAGCAGCCGGGGUGAAGGUCCACGACGACCCGAAGCUGCUGAAGCAGAGCAUUAAGAAGGAGAAGAAGAGGCAGCAGAAGAAUGCGGAGAAGUGGAAGGAGAGGGUGGAGAGCCAGCACAAGGUGAAGGCUGGGAAGCAGGAGAAGCGGUCGCAGAACAUAGCCGGGAGGAUUCAGGAGAAGAAGGCGAGGAAGAUCGCCAAGCGCGAGAAGAAGCUGAUGCGGCCCGGGUUUGAAGGUCGCAAGGAAGGUUACAUCAACGAAGCCACUUCAACAUAGGAAAAGGGUUUCUGGGCAUCGCUCUGAAGGUAGGUUCUUUUUCUACAUUCGUUUUUCUCCUCUCUUCUUCGUGCCAGGGCAGGAUGAGAGGGUGUAGCUUCAUGUAGGAGCUGUUAGAAAGUGAUUUUGUUGUAGAAACAGUCUGCGCAAGGGAAAUGGAUGAUGUUUUGUACCCUCUGAUAUCUAUGUGUUUCCAAUUAUUUAUUUAUUUAUUUAUUACUGAGUGAUAUUAAUGAAAUAGUUAAACUUUCAAUUCUACUCAGGACCUCUAAAAGAUUCUAAAGAAAGUCACCCAAAAAAUCAAAAGAUUUUAGCUCUAAAAGAGAUAAAAGCAGUGCUUUACG
This is a messenger RNA of Linum trigynum, 3160 nucleotides long. The record is from the annotation of a GenBank genome assembly. NCBI's taxonomy places the organism in Eukaryota, Viridiplantae, Streptophyta, Magnoliopsida, Malpighiales, Linaceae.